This is a messenger RNA of Acaulospora colombiana, 897 nucleotides long. The record is from the annotation of a GenBank genome assembly. NCBI's taxonomy places the organism in Eukaryota, Fungi, Glomeromycota, Glomeromycetes, Diversisporales, Acaulosporaceae.
AUGGGCAAUCAUCAUUCGUUAUUAAAACGUGCAAACAAAAAGAGAAACCGAUUAAGAUCAAGUUCGAGCGAAUUAGGCGGCACUCAAUCUUGCGCGUCAAGUUUCACAAGCAACAAUUCAUCAGGAACCUCAAGUAACUAUUUCCUAAGAGAUAGCGAAGAUGAAUUUGAUCGAUUGCAGAGGGUACAUUUUUUCUCCAAGCAUUUCUUCGACGGAAAAAACCUUUCGGCACCGUGCACAAAAGUUUUGGAAGAUGGAUGCAUGGUGUUAGACAUUGGUUGCGGCUCAGGUGCAUGGGCAUUGGACUGCGCCACCGAAUUCCAAAAAUCGACAUUUGUCGGCGUUGAUAUAUCACCAAUGUUUCCAAUGACGAUUAAACCAUACAAUACAAUGUUCAUUCAGGUCAAUGCACUUGAAGGGCUACCGUUCGAAUCGAAUACAUUUGAAAUAGUGCAUUUGGGAAAUAUGGGAUUUUGCUUCACCGAAGAACAAUGGACGCAAAUAGUGAACCAUUUUCAACAACAGAUACCCGAGGUGAUACGUGUUAUAAAACCUGACGGGUGGAUUGAAGUCUGCGAGUUAUCACUUAGGAUGCAAGAUACCGGUCCGUGCAUGACGCAAAUACUUGCCGCUACCAGAAGUUAUUUGGAUGAGCUGAAAAUUAAUAUCGAUUUUAUUGAACGCAUGAAGGACUGGUUGACUGAAAACGUGAGAACGGUCACCGAUGUCCAAGAAAUAAUUGUUAGUCGAUCUGUAGGAGGUAGUAAAUUGGGCGACAUAUAUGCAGAGAAUUCGACACCAGCAAUGAAAAACAUUUCACCGCACGUUUCUAGAAUAAUGAACAUCACCGAAGAUGAGUAUGAUAAGAUGGUGGAAGAGUUUCAGAAGGAGAUUAAA